AUGGAGGCGGUAUACCCCGCGUCUGCGUCGGCGCUGGCGCGAGGGCGCCGCCGGCGCCGCCAGGAGUCGCGGCUGCGCCACCGCACCACGCCAGUCACCUUCGCCGAGAUUAAGGAAGUGGACGAGGAGCAGGAUCUGUGCGAAUCGGCGGAGGUGUUGGCGGCGAGCGAGCGGCGACGGAGGCCCGACGAGCUGGUGGAGCUGUCGCGGGAGUUCGCGGAGUUCCGGCGGCGGCGCGCCUGGCGCUCCGCCCUCCGGGAGCCCGACGAGGCGGCGGAGGCCUCGCACCCGCCGCCCGACGAGGCCCCACAGCCGCGCCCCGCCGCCACGGACGCUCCGACGCAAAACUCCGCGCCCGCCAGAACUCACGUGCCACUUACUCGAGCAUCAAGCGAACCGACC
This is a messenger RNA of Iphiclides podalirius (scarce swallowtail), 402 nucleotides long. Lineage: Eukaryota; Metazoa; Arthropoda; Insecta; Lepidoptera; Papilionidae. The record is from the annotation of a GenBank genome assembly.